Ricinus communis (castor bean) is the source of this 2445-nucleotide messenger RNA. RefSeq lists its product as uncharacterized. The transcript is spliced from 6 exons. The record is from RefSeq and is a predicted model, not a curated record. The coding region runs from base 437 to 2041 and encodes 534 amino acids. Lineage: Eukaryota; Viridiplantae; Streptophyta; Magnoliopsida; Malpighiales; Euphorbiaceae.
UUGGAUCGGACCGAUUGGAUCUGAUUAGUUUGAUUAAGUCUUGUGCUGUCCUAACCGGCAGAUAGUUAAACGGGUGAGUAUAGUGCAGGAAGGUAUCCUAAUACUAUCCUAGCCGUCAAUCAUAGUGAAUCAAGUCCGUUGACAGAUAGGUGUACCGGUACCUUUAUGUAGUGAAUCACAAUCCCAUCCCUCCCCCAACAAAACACAAACCCAAAAUCUAAUAAAAGUUUUUCCGCUCCCCUUAGAUCUCGCCGACGAAUCACUGUCCGUACAAUCGCCGGCGCGUUAUCCGGUCUGUCGGUGGUGGCGACAUCCUCGAUCUCCGUCAACGAUACUACAACCUGAUAAAAAUUGGUAUUAGUUGAGCAGUAUAGUCCCAAGCUACUGGAAGGAUCAAUAAGCACACUGCAAGUAAAGGAAAAGAAACUGAGAAACAAUGUCUUUCCAGAAUCAAGGUUUUUGGAUGGCAAAAGGUGCUGCUGCAAUAAAUGAUGGUGAGAUUAAUUAUGAUAAUUCAUCUAGAAUUGAGCUGAAGCGCUCUCAUCAGUGGUUUAUGGAUGGUCCUGAGGCAGAGCUAUUUUCCAACAAGAAACAGGCAGUGGGAGUUCCAACCAACAAUUUAUUUACAGGAAUGCUAAAUUCAAACAUUUCUUCAUGGGGAGAUGCUUCUGGUUUUCAGUCUAUCUCUGCCCAUUUGUCUGAACGGUUAUUUGAUUCUGAGCCAGCAAAAACUGCCAAUUUUGAUGACAGAAGCAUUCCAUCGCUUAGCUCUGAAAAAGUUAACAUGGGAAGGAAGGUAGAUGAGGAUCCAUUUGGGAACGAUUCCUCAUUUGGUUUAUCUAUGUCACACACAUUGGAAGAUCCUAGAUCAAGUUUAAAUUAUGGUGGCAUUAGAAAAGUGAAAGUUAGCCAGGUCAAGGAAUCUGAGAAUAUCAUGCCUGUCUCAUUAGAAAAUGAUUACAAUAGGGUUGAUUGCAAUAAUACUAUGUCAACAUCCCACACCUAUGACCAUACAGAUGAAAGUACUAAAUCGAUGGAUCUUGCUUAUAACAAAGGGAAUGGCAACAUCAUGUCUAUGGGUGAAACGUAUGACAGGGAGAGUAACAUUUUCAUUUCAAUGGGACAACCCUAUAAUAAGGGAGAUGACAGCAUGUCAGCAUACAAAGAGAAUAACAAUGCCAUGGCAAUACACCACACCUUUAGUAACGAUGACAAUCAUCUUAUAUCUAUGGGUCAAUCCUAUAAGCCAGAUGAAAAUACAAUAUCAAUGGGGCAUCUCUUCAAUAAAGGGAAUGAUAGCACUGCUUUAAUGGGUCAAAUCUACAACAAAGGUGAUAACAACAAUUUUUCAAUUGUUCAGGGUUAUAAUAAAGGAGAGAGCACUAUAAUAUCCUUUGGUGGCUAUGAUGAUGAUGAUGCAAACCCCUCUGGGAGGCUCAUAUCCACUUAUGACAUGUUGAUGGCUCAAUCUUCUCUUCAAAGUUCAGAAGUAAUAAAUGAGAACGAAGUCAUCACCUCAAAUGUGGAUGCACUUCUAUCUGCUACGCAUACAACUGCCUCUGGAAUUGAAAAUGCUAAGAAGAAAGAGGACUUAAAAACGUGUAAGAAGGUUCCUUCUAACAACUUCCCUUCAAAUGUCAGAAGUUUGCUAUCCACUGGUAUGCUGGAUGGGGUUCCUGUAAAGUAUAUAGCAUGGUCACGGGAGAAGGAGCUCCGUGGUGUUAUAAAAGGUUCUGGAUAUUUAUGUGGCUGUCAGACAUGCAAUUUCUCUAAGGUAAUUAAUGCUUAUGAAUUUGAGCGACAUGCGGAUUGCAAAACAAAGCACCCCAAUAAUCACAUAUAUUUUGAGAAUGGGAAGACUGUUUAUGGCAUUGUCCAAGAGCUAAGAAGCAUACCUCAGAAUAUGCUGUUUGAAGUUAUUCAGACGAUUACUGGAUCACCUAUUAACCAGAAGUCCUUUCGUCUUUGGAAAGAAUCAUUUCUAGCUGCAACACGUGAACUUCAACGCAUUUAUGGUAAAGAUGAAGGAAAACCAUUAUAAUGAAGCAGCCUUGUUUAAGUUGUCAGGUAGGAUCAUUUUUGUUUUGUGCAUACAACUGAUCUUUUUGGCCACACGUUGUACUUGUUAACGGCCAUUGCCUACUAACUUAAGGGCACUGGAUGUUUGCAUAUUUUGGGAACCGAGCAUCACAAUGGAAGUAGGAGAACAAAAUGCAGAGGACAGUUAUUAAUCUGGUCAGUAGAUGUAUGAAAGCAGCACAUAGCCCCUGCAUUAAAGAGGAAAUGAAAUACAAACUAUGUGCUACUUGGAAACAGAAGGAAAUUUCUUUUGUAAUUUUCUUGGUUGUCUUCCUUCUCGCUAUUUCUCUUAUCACCAUUGAUUGAGUUUAAUUACUGUUUAUAAAAUCUCAAAACUGCCAAAAUAUUCUGCAUUGCUCUGUUCUA